CAACAGCAGCAACAACAGCCUCAGCUAAUGCCAUGAUAUGCAGCGUCAACCAGCAGAAAAUGUAAUGCCAGAUGUUAGAGAAAUGUGGCAAGAAUUACAAAUGCUGCGACAAUUAUAUUAUCAAGAUCACGAAGGUAUGAGGCUAAUAAGAGAUGGUAUACAACAAAUUAAUAUAAAUGAACCGGAACGAGGACGAAGACGAGGUCGAGGACGAGGUCGAGGACGAGGACGAGGACGAGGACGAGGACAAAGACAUAUAACACAUCAUUGA
Molecule: messenger RNA, 271 nt
Organism: Solenopsis invicta (red fire ant)
Lineage: Eukaryota; Metazoa; Arthropoda; Insecta; Hymenoptera; Formicidae
Product: nucleolar protein 10
Exons: 3
Coding region: 38-271 (77 amino acids)
Source: RefSeq, a predicted model, not a curated record